Linum trigynum is the source of this 6158-nucleotide messenger RNA. NCBI's taxonomy places the organism in Eukaryota, Viridiplantae, Streptophyta, Magnoliopsida, Malpighiales, Linaceae. The record is from the annotation of a GenBank genome assembly.
CAACAUAAAUAAUCACAAAAAGAAAAAAUUUGAAACUUUCCCAUUCUAGUACAGUAGCACUCCUUGUUGGAGCAAAGCCCACUUUUGAAUAGGGGUGCUUAAAUGGUUACUAUGGUUAUAACCAAACCAAAUAAGGUUAAAUUCCAUUAACCAUGGAAUACAAUAUUAUAACCAAACCGUCUAAACUAAUACAACAACCAAAUUAACCAAAUUAAAGUUUAAUCGGUUUGGUUAAUUGGUUAACCAGAUUAACUAAUAUAAAAUCACACUAUUAUUGACGAUGAACAUGAACAUGACCACUUGGAGAUGGGUGGAACUGAUGGAUGGUAGAGAACCCAAUUCACUUCUGUAAAUGUGCUUUGGGAGCAUAUCCGCCAUUUCAAAUGCUCAGCUGUGCCUGUGUGAGAUAGCUGAUGCCCUAUAAUUUCUUCCUCCCUCAAAUAAUUAAUUUUUAUUAAUAAUUAAUAUGAUAAAUGAGCAAGAAAAAUGAUGAGGUGGAAAAAUAAAUUUAUUUUAAUUCCCACGUCAUAUAGUUAACGGUCAAAUUUUAUAGUUGACUGCAGUGCAGCCAAAAUCGUGCAUUAAAACGUAAAAACUUACUUUUUUACGUAUCCAGGACACCAAAACGUUUCAGUUUCUACCUAAAGUCGCUUAGUCACAAAAACCAGUAAAAACAUGGGUAAAAUCGAUAAAAUCUCUUAAAAUUGGUAAAAUCGCGAUUCUGAAGCGUUUUUAUAUGAUUUUGAUCAUCUCAUAAAAAUGUGCUAAUUGGCCCAAAAUGAUGUAAUUUUGGAGACAUAUCAACAAAAAAUAAAAAAAAAGGAAAACAUGAUUUAUCACUCAUUCUACAACUAGUGUCGAAAUAGGGGCUUCAUAUUAGGUUGAAAAGACACAUAAUGGUAUUCUCAACAGCCGCUGACCUUCUAUCAGUCUUCUCCCUUAAUCUUCACAUGUGGCUCUUACCUGAGUUACGAUGAAAGUUUAUGGGUAAUUGAUCGUAUGUAAUUAUGUAAACUCAAACCAGCUUAUGAGAAUUUGGAUUCUCAAGCUCGUUUACGGGUUACGAUCUACGUUUAUGAGCUUAUUAUUAAGAUGCUAUGAGUUUUCUCUACUUAUGAGUCAACGCAAAUUAGUUUAUGUAUUAGAUAUUACAUUUUAAUUAUGAAUUUCAUGUAGUUAUCCACUUAUCUUAAAAUCUACACACUCACAUUUUACAUACUAUAUGUUGUACUUAACAUAUUUUAGCUAUUUUAGAGGGUGCAUCAAAAACUAAUGAUUUUACGCUUUGAUUCUACGUUUUACGAUUUUACCCAUUUUCCGCUUCUAGGUAGAAUCACGCUUUUAACUGCAUUGGUUGACUGUCACGUAUGAAAAACUUAACGGAGUGUAAUGGUCGGUGGCUAACGGUGAAACGAUUCGUUAAGUUAAUGGCUAAUAAAAAAGAAAAGUAAUUCGAGUGAUAAACAUGAAAGAUUUGUAGAAUUUGAGUGACCAAACGUGUAAUUUAGCCUUAUUAAUACACACAAGGUUAAGACACCGUUAAGCGUCCACUUGUUAACAUAUCGUUGGGCGACACAACGGUUAAUAAUAGACCCGUAUGCACAGAAUCGAAAUCCAAGUUCCAUUUCCCGGCUCAGGUAAUAUCUCUGUUUUUCUAAUCCCUCCCAAAAUUUUGCGAAGCAGACCAAGGCAACGAUUCUCUUGAUUACGACCGGCGCUUAUCAUCUACCCUCCGGCAGCUUCCCGGUGAGUUCUUCCGGUUUGACGAACGAAAGUAAUUUAGCGUUAUCUUUGUUCGCAGCCUUUGUCCAAUAAAGGGACUGAACUUGUAUCGCGAUUGAGUUGGCAGUGUUUGGUUCUCAAGAAAUUCUUUGAUGUUUAUCGCAAUUGUUUCAGUAAGCUAGAGGUAGAAAAUGAAAGGAAUUUCCAACUCUCGUCUGAGUUUUCCAUGUGUUUGGUUGAUUGAGAAGCUUCAUAAUUCCUCCCAUUUUCGGUUGCUGGGUAAGCCAGGUAUGCUUCGAGGGCAAGGUCUGUCAUUGAGUACUCUAACAACGUACGGUAACUGUGGGAUUGCUGCAUCAAUUCCAUCUUGGAGGAGACAAUUAAGCGUAGUAUGGAAGACCCAUAUGGAUUCUGGAACUCGUUCCAACUGGCCUUUGAGCUGGGAUGUUCAAGGCUUGGUCUCUGUGGGUAACCCCAAUGUAUUGGGGAGAAGGAGCUUGAGAGUUGAAGCUGGAUGGCUUUUCGGUAAGAGUACCGGGAACGAAGAAGACUCUGGUGCAAGCAUUGAGGGUAGUGAGAGUGCGAAUGAAGACAUUCUGAUUUUCUUUUUCCAGCUCGAUCUGGCAACUCGUGUCCAGUGUGCUCUGAAUAUGGAACAGUAUGACAUUGCAAAUCAGCUGAGGAACAAGCUUACUGAGGUUGAAGAAGAGAUUAUGAAGCAGAAGGAAACUAAAAGAGGUUCAUCCUCAAAGAGUGAAGCUCAAGAGAAAGCUAUAAAUAUAAUAAGACUACGAGCAGACCUACAGAACGCAAUUGAGAAGGAAGAUUAUGCUUUGGCAGCUGAGUUUCGGGAUCGGAUUUCUAAACUGGAAAAGGAUUCUCUGGCUGUAUCUGCAGAAGCUCUGGCAUAUGCAAAUGUGGAAUAUGGAUUUCGUUUAGGGCAGAAAGUGAGGCACAAAAUCUUUGGUUAUAGAGGUGUGAUUUGUGGGAUGGAUCCUGUUUGCUGUGAAUCAAGUUCAUGGAUGGAAGCUGCACAGAUUCAGAAGAUGGAUCGAGGUCCUAAUCAGCCCUUUUACCAGCUUUUGGUCGAUGUGCAAGCAGAUCCAAAUUUACUAGUGACAUAUGUUGCUGAGGACAAUUUGGAAGCUCCAGAGAAACCUGACUUGGCAAGGUUUGACCAUCCCUAUACAUCCUUCUUAUUCUAUGGAGUGGAUACAGCAGGAGACUUCAUCCCCAUCAAACAACUGCGCGAGAAAUUCAAUCGCCCACGCCAUGAAUUGCCAAUGGACCCACCAGAUGAGAACUCUGGAGGUGGUAAACCCUAAAUGGUGUUAAAAGCUGCUGAUUUCUGCUUCCGGUGAGAUUUGGGUCCGUAUGUACUUAUAAAGGGUUUCGGUUAUUAUGCUGCCCCUGGGGAGGCUGUAAACAGGGUUUGACACUGUCAGAUCACCCUCCUCAUGUGAGUUCAGCCAUUGGAUGGAUGCAGGUGGUAUUAUUUACAAACUUGCCACCGCGUCAAUCCAACAAUCUGAGGUGUUAGCAUAUAUAUGUUAAAAGGGGAGGUGAAUGAAGUGUCAUGGCAUUCUGAUCUUUGAAACUUUUUUUUUGUGUUUCCAGGUACUUGGAUGGGCCUCUAAUUGUAUGUUGUGGACUGCAGAUUCUAUCCAGUUAGCAGCAUCUACGUUCGUACAUAACUCUUGUAGAUUAAUGCAGUAACUGUUUUUAUUACCCUCUCCUGAAUGAUUUCACUUCGUUCUAUAAACGCUUGAAAGAUACCGAUGUAUCAAUCCAUGGGUGACUUUCUCAGCUCCACCUUCAGGUAACGUCAACCGUUCCUGAGUUCAUCAUCAGGAUUCAUAACUUUGAAAUGGUCCAGCCCUAAGUACUGAUGAUGACAGCAGAUAGACUUUUGUUAUUGUAAUGGUCUGAAUAGUUAUGGGAAAUGUGACGCACGGACAUCUGUUGUUUCCAUUAAUGUUAACUGUUGAAGUCAGGUGAUGAGACCCUAAUAGUGGAAGAACAGUACUAUAAUUCUAUACUAGUUAGGGCAGUAAGUUUGCUGAGACAGGUGGGUGAUUGGUGACGGAGAAAAAACAAAAUAUCAAAUCGAUGAAGAUAGCUUGGGCAAUCUUCAUACAUAAGACAACAAAUCGGAGGGACAAACUAUUUGCUUUUAGUUUAUGGACCAAUGUGACAUACAUAAGAUACUAUGUGGAGGCGUUUGGGCUAUGGCAAUUACCUUUUAAUUUUGGUCUACUAUUAGGAAAUCCGUACUAUCAAGAAAUGAACUAUUUUUUAUGUUAAUAUUGACUGGGUUUGAUCGUCAAUAUUUAUCAGAAAAUUCAAUCAAUGUCGACGUGGCAUUUUAUAUGGAAUUUUAAAUAUUAAUAUUUAUUUAUAUUUUCAUCUAUAUUAUUAAAAUAAAAAAUAAAAUGUUACCAAAAUUAGCAAGUAGACCAUCGUUUGGUCAAGCGUUAUCAACAACGGUUAACAAAAUUGUCAGGACAUAAAUGACACAUAACUAUCAUACAUUGGGAGAUAAAUGGAAUAUUGAAUAGUUCGGGACACAAAUGACACUUUCUUUAUAGUUCGGGUUUUCUAGUGGUAUUAGCCAUUUAAUUUUCAAGAAGGAAAAUGUUUUUCACAAACCAAAGGUAGAAGAGUUUCUACAAUAGAAUCACGAUCAGUGAGGCGCCGUUUCAACCUACAAAUCUUACCUCCGAACCGCAGUUCAGUGCCACCUUCCAUUCCUGCAGGAUUCAUGCUGGUUCACUUUGACGGUGCCACAAAAGAAUCAUUAGGUGGUGCAAUUGUUUGCAGGCUUCUUAGACCAACGGGGGAUUUCUUUCGCUUAUGGUUGUUUCUUUGCGGAAACUUCUAAACCUUUCCUCUUGGAGUUAAUGAUGCUUCGAGACGCCAUGCGCUGGUGUCUUUCUCAUUCCAUAACUAAUGUAUUAUUCUGCGGUGAUUCGCAGGUCGUGAUCCGGAUGGUCUCAGCGAAUGACUCGUCUCACGCUUUGGGGGUGCCAUUCUGAAAGAGGUUCAGGAGUUGCAAACAUCUCUCGCGCAUGUAUCGUUUCACUUUGCUCUCCGUAGGUAUAACUGGGUUGCUCAUACAGUGGCAAAAAAAGCCCUUUCAUCAAUGGUUUAGCAACUGGUUGACCAUCGUUUUGCACUUUUUUCUUUAUACUGACCUUUCAUGGUCUUGUAUAUUCUCGUAUCUUGCUAUUUCUUCCAAAAUAUCUUUGAAAAAAAAAAAAUCUUACAGAAGACACACGGAUGAGGAUAUAUCAACUACUACUAGCAGCUCCGCGAACACCUGAGAUGGCCUAUAAGAUUGCUGAACGGUUUGGCACAUUGAUCUGGGUUGAACCUAGAGAAAAUAAAAGCAAGGAAUGACCAAGUGAGACUAGAAAAAACAGCAGACAAAGACAGAGGACGAUACCCUCUCAAGGAAGACAUCAGAAACUAUGCUACAAGUUCCAGAUAAUGAAAACAUGGUCUUCAUAAUAGGAAGAAUUGACACAAAAUUGGACCAGAAAAAUAAAUCUGGAGGCUGGCAAAUACAUAAACAAAUAAUAGGCAAAAAAAAAAAAAAACCGAAUGUAUCACAAGUGCAGCUCACGCCACAAAAGCAAAGUUUUGGAGGGGCAAAGGAUUUGGUUAAUCGAGAACCGAGUGGAAGGUGGGCAAUGGCACAAUUGUACGUGGGUAUCGGGCCGUGCCGCCCACGGGCUAGCACGGCACGAGCACGGGCACGAAAUAAAUGCGCCAGUCCGGCACGAGCAUGGAUAAUUUAUGGGCCGUGUCGGGCCUAAACUUCAUUGGCACGGGCACGGCACGGUAUAUAAGUGGGCCGUGUCGGGCCUAAUAUUUUCGAGACUUUAUUGAGUAAAAGAACGGACAUGGUACCAAAAUAAUAUUUAUUUGAUAGACAAUAAAUAUGAAAAGAAUUAUAGGUUCAAUAUUACAAAACACAAGUAGAAAAAUAAUUAUUUGUUGUUGUUAGAAGUGUCAUAAAGAUAUAUACGUAAUUACUAACAUAAGUAAAAAUGGACAAAGAAUUAAACAAAGCCAAAUCACAUUCGCUGUACUUUCAAUUUUCUUUUCCCGCUUAUUUGUUACUUUUCUCAAACAUUAUCGGUUAAUUUACGCUGACCUGAUGCUUCUUUACGCUGAAACCAAUACUAUGUGCAUAUGUCUUGUAAAAUUCAUAAGCAUUAUCAUCACCAUCAAACUUCAUACCUAUGCAUGGUACUUCAAUCUUUUCAUUAAUCUGAUUGGUGUGCUUUUUGAAAGUUUCUUAGGGAGUCCUAACAUCUGUUCAUGAGAAAAAUGACAUGAGAUGAAGAAAUAAAGUCAUAUUAAUCUACUUACAAAAAGUCAUCGUUAAUCAUAAGACUAGAAAAUUCAAACAGUAAACACAAGACUCAAUG